Messenger RNA from Mesocestoides corti, 318 nucleotides. Lineage: Eukaryota; Metazoa; Platyhelminthes; Cestoda; Cyclophyllidea; Mesocestoididae. The record is from the annotation of a GenBank genome assembly.
AUGAUGAAAGUGGCCAUGACUUCAAUUUCAAAAGCCGAUAAUCACUUUCACGAUCUAUCGUCGCGUGAACUAAGCGAUCGAGAUGAUAACGUUUGUGUUGAUGAAUGCGCGGAAGCUGAAUCAGUGGGAGACGACAGGUCAAUCACUUCGACGAAUCGUAACCAGGUUCGACAGGCUUGUGAGGACGAUGAUUCUGCUGGUACCGUCGGUGGUGGCGAGGAUGCUGCGCAUGAGGUGGAAGAAAUGUCCAUAGUCGUCGCCACUGGUGGAGAACAGGAGUCCACCUCCAAGACCGAACACAUUAUCAUCGCAAGAUGA